Molecule: messenger RNA, 2609 nt
Organism: Bolinopsis microptera
Lineage: Eukaryota; Metazoa; Ctenophora; Tentaculata; Lobata; Bolinopsidae
Product: proton-coupled folate transporter-like
Exons: 12
Coding region: 4-843 (279 amino acids)
Biological process (GO): transmembrane transport
Cellular component (GO): membrane
Molecular function (GO): transmembrane transporter activity
Source: RefSeq, a predicted model, not a curated record
AUCAUGAUUUACUCUCCUCGCUACCUGGUUGAACCAGUGAUGCUAUUCUUCAUGUACACUUACAUCAUGCAGCUCAUAUUCUAUUCCGGUAUCUUCCAAGCUGACGUUUGGUAUGAACAAACCAAAAACCAGUCCCUUGUCAGACACUGUCUUUACCACAAAUCAGAAGAUAUCUGUCAGAACCUAUCAGAGAAUGGCACGCAAGAGUUCAGUACCUUCAACAUGUACAUUAGCAUAGAGUCCAGCCUGGUGGGGAUAGUAGUGAACCUACUAGUGGGGUACAUUGCAGACAGGGUUGCCAGGACUACUAUCCUCAGAGUCACCGUCUUCACCUCUAUAUUCAGCUCUGCAGUUCUGCUGGUGAACUCCUUGGUAAUGCAGAUGCCGAAAUAUAUUUACUACAUAGCAGUCUUCAUAGCUUACUUUGGUGGAGGAUUUGGGGCUUUUAUGGGGACAGCAAUGGCGUACAUCUCGGAUAUUGCGGAUAAGAACAGCAGGACAUCUCGGAUUGCAAUAGCAGAUGGCAUGUUGCAACUUGGGGCCAUGUUUGGUACGUUUGUAAGCGGUCUGUUGAUGUCCCAUGCUACCUGGUACAGCACACCACUACUUUGCGUUUCUGUUAACUUGUGCCUGGGUUUCUACGUGCUUUUUGUCAUCAGAGAUCCUCAACGAGCAAAGAAACCAAGAGCCGAAAUCCGAAUCCGUCAGUUUCAAGGAAGCGUUUUCACAGAUGGUAGACGUUUAUACAGGACCAUCCAGAUAUCGUGCCAGAAUUUACAUUCUCUCAGCUGCAUAUUUGCUCCACUUUACCGCAUUCCUCUCUUAUGCAGGAUUCUUUGUUAACUACUUGUUGUUGCCUCCAUUCAACUGGCCUGCCGACAAAAUUGGUCUCAUCUCCUCCAUAUCAAGUAUAGCUAACUUCCUGAUGGUGAUACUAGUUCCCUUCAUGAAGAUGGCAAGAAUACCUGAGACCCUGAUCGCCUCUAUCUCCUGUGGAAUGUGUUGUUUGGGUUUUGGAGUGGUCACGAUUGCUAGGAGCUUUACCCUCAUGACUGUUGCGAACCUGUUGAAAGGGGGCAGUGGCGUAGCGCUGGCUUUGUACAGAUCUCGACUAUCUAAAGUUGUGAAACCGACCCAGUAUGGUCAGUUGUUUAUGUUGCUGAACUGUUUCGAGUCCCUGGCCACUCUGAUAUCAUCAGUAGGAUUAUAUCAAGUUUAUUUGUAUACCAGGAAGUGGUUCCCGGGAUUUGCGUUUACCAUUCUCGUCGUAUUGGAGGCAGUUGCUCUUGUACUCACUCUAUGGGACGGUUGGUUAGCACGACUGCAGGGUGAGCCGGACCACAUGGACCCCGAACUUCUUCAAGAAGACCAGCAGGAAGUAGACGAUGAUGAGUUACUCAGUCCUGAUGAUUAUGUGAGCACUAGUGAGAAUGGACAAGUUAAUAAUGGACUGGAAAUUGAGGUGAACCCGGGACGUUCGAUCAAUUAAAUUCUGUAUUGAUGUGGAACAAAUAACUUAAUGUCUAAAAUAAAAGUGUCAGAGGAUUGGGAAUUGGGAUUCCUGUCAGCCAAACAUGAUAAUUAAUAUGUGGGUAACUGUUAAGUUUUAACUGAAUUAAGUUGUCCAGGAAUUGAAUCCACCCCGCCUUUCUUGGAAUAUAUUUUUAGGUGGCAUGAGACUGUCGCCUUAAUCUAAGACAACAUAUUUAUAUUCACUGAGUAUAUCUAGUCACGAGAAAUUAUUUCCCUAAUUAUCUUGAAACACCGGGAUUGGUUCAUCAUAUUUUUAGUUUCUUACAGAUUGUCGUGAAGCGAAUAAACGUCAGAAUUAAUCUUCCUUAAAUGGCACGUUUUAAAUGGUUUUGUAUUGUUAACUAAAACGUUUAUUUUGUUAUGAGUGUUGACCUUUUCAGAAGAUUUUGUUGGCGAAUGUCCUUUGUCUAUGUUUAAUCAAGUUCAAUGUAAAUUUAAUCUAAACUUCUACUAUACACUAAUUUUUAAAUUCGAUUUUAUUGUAAACUGUUUUUAGAUUGUUACGAUUUAGUUUCCGUUGAUAUGCGAAUGGCAUCCAAGCGUUGGCGAAAUUAAUAGAUAGGAUCGGAGUCGGCUGUCAAAUUGUUCGCUGAAUAAACUAAUUUCAGCUUGAUUAGUUGAUUAGUUGAUUAGUUGAUUAGUCGAUUAGUUGAUUAGUUGAUUAGUUGAUUAGUCGAUUAGUUGAUUAGUUGAUUCCUGAAAUUCAGAGGAAAACGAAAUAGCUGCAUUCUGUAAAACGUAAUAUCUCUAUAAAGUUACUUUGUACUGGUCAAAUACACGAUUAUAAUACAAAUUUGUAUCACAAUUAUAUAUCAUAAUUAUAGUCUACACUGUUGUAUUAAUCAAUCAAUGUAACGCGUUUGAAAUAGAAAACAAAUUAUUGUUAUCGUUAACAUAACAUGAUACACCACAUCAAAAACAUUUUAAAAAAUAUUAUAUCAUUGUUGUUGUUGAUUGUAUGAUGUUUAAACUGUGAUAUAAAUCACAAUUGUUGUUAAUUAUAAUUACACUAAAGAAAAUCACCUCACUUUCUGCGAUUAUUUGAAUAUAAUUUAAAAAUUUCCCAAUGAACAACU